Acipenser ruthenus (sterlet) is the source of this 3182-nucleotide messenger RNA. RefSeq names its product amyloid beta (A4) precursor protein-binding, family B, member 1 (Fe65) (gene apbb1). The record is from RefSeq and is a predicted model, not a curated record. The transcript has 13 exons. Gene Ontology annotation, biological process: regulation of DNA-templated transcription. Gene Ontology annotation, cellular component: cytoplasm; nucleus. The coding region runs from base 597 to 2579 and encodes 660 amino acids. Gene Ontology annotation, molecular function: amyloid-beta binding; transcription factor binding. NCBI's taxonomy places the organism in Eukaryota, Metazoa, Chordata, Actinopteri, Acipenseriformes, Acipenseridae.
GUUCAUCUACCAAAGCUGUCCACGCUCCGCCUGCACAGACCGUGACAUUACGCACAGAUUCCCGUCUGCAAACUAGCCGGCAAAAAAAGUGUCGUGAACUCACCCAUUGAAUCUGCAAGGGAUGCGCAGACUCUGCGCCCAGAGAAUGCGUGACCUCUGUUGUUAGUUCCGGAUGCGGUCAAGCAUUUUGCCUUACUCUGACAGGGUAUGCGCGCAGACCCACGUAGUUUGACGCAAAGUUUACAAAAGUCUGUGCGUUGCGAACCCACCCUUUGUUUUUGUAAAUCUACGACAGUCGCUGUCUGUGUUUUUCGAGAGGAUAUUCUUUUAAAAUGUUUUGUUUUGUUUACAAUAGGUGUAUAAAGAUAGAUGCACAGAUGUAGUAAAUAUAAAAAUGAACAAAAACAGCGAGUUUGUUAAAUGUAAUUUAUUCAAACUCCUGUAUUUCAAUUGGUGACACGGAAAAACAUGUAGGGAUGCUGGUGCUGUUUUCUCCAGUUGGGAUAAUAUGUCCAGUCAGUGAAAACUGAAUGGACCAAAGCGUAAGCCUUCUAAUAUCUGCAGAAAUAGCCAAAACCCAUCCCUAACCUGUUGCCAUGUCCCUGGAAAAGACAACAGACCUGACUAAUGACACCUGCCUGCAGACGCCCCUUCGGUUGAAUCUACAGUCUCCUUAUAAUGCCUUACUGGACCCUGAGAUCAGGAAAGACACAUCCCACAAUGAACACAGCAGAUAUGAGGAGGACAAACAUGCCAAUAAUCAUGAGACUGAGCAAACCAACAAACCCACAAACGAGAAUGCCAAUGACAAAUGGGUGAAGGAGGGCCAAAAUCAGCUGAACAAAGCAGCUGUGACAGAGAAGCAGGAUCAGAAUCACAAUCUUCAAUCCCCUUCUGGGGAUAGCAAGCAGGGCAAUGAAAAAAGGGGUGAGAAAGAAACACCAGCCAAGGGAUUUAUACCCUUCUACUCUAACUUGAAGCUAUCUGCUGAGAACCUGGCCGAAGAGACCAGCAGUUUUGUUAGUUUACAGGGGCAUACCGUUAAGUUGGUGGGAGAAAAAAAUGAUGUCAAAAUUUUGGAGACAGAGUUGCAGAAGGAUGACAGCAAGAGUGUCUGCCUUUCUUUGGAGAUGAGAAACUCUGCCCAGAGUGAUGAGGACUCUAGCUGGACCAGCCUCUCUCAGGACAACACCUCCUAUAGCCCUGAUGGAGACUCAGAUCACUUCUGGAACUGCAACCCCUUUGAGACAGACACAGAUUUGCCAGCUGGAUGGAUGCGAGUUCGAGACACAUCUGGGACUUACUAUUGGCACGUCCCCACAGGAACUACGCAGUGGGAUCCCCCUUCCCUAGCUGGGGAGACAGGAAGACCCUCUAGCACUUCACAGGAAACCCCACACACUGUGGAACAAAAUGAACUGCAGGCAGAUGAGGUGACCCCUGACCAUAGUUUGAGGGAGUUUGAAGGGGCAACAUUGCGAUAUGCUUCACUCAACCUCAGCAGUCUGUCUGAAGAGGAGAAGAUGAAGUCUUUCGACAUGGAAGCUAAGUGUUUUGCUGUCCGCUCUCUGGGCUGGGUAGAGAUGUCAGAAGAGGAACUGGUCCCUGGGAAAAUCAGUAUUGCAGUCAAUAACUGUAUCCGUCAGCUCUCCUACCACAAACGCAAUCUGCACGACACAGCUGGCAUCUGGGGAGAGGGGAUGGACAUGUUGCUGGUCCUGGAGAAUGAGUCCCUGAACCUGAGAGACACUGAUCGACAGACACUGCUGCACACACAACCAAUUGUCUGCAUCCGAGUCUGGGGGGUGGGCAGAGAUAAUGGCAGGGACUUUGCAUAUGUGGCAAGGGAUAAUCUGACCCGCGGGUUGAAAUGCCACAUAUUCCGAUGUGACACUCCAGCAAAGAACAUUGCCACAAGCCUGAAUGAGAUCUGCUCCAAGAUCAUGGCAGAGAGAAAGAGUUCAAAGUCCUGUCAAAGUCUCGACAUCGACCCCUCCAAGCUUGUUGAAAUACCCUUCCAAGAAUUCCCUGUUCCAAAGAAUGACAUGGUUCAGCAGUUCCAGGUCCGAUAUCUGGGCAAUGUCCCAGUUACUAAACCUGUAGGUAAGGGACUUAUAGGAAUGAAUAUUGUGAAUAGCGCUUUGGAGACGGCACUGAGCACCAAAGACAAACCUGAAUGGCCACCAGUCAUCGUCAAUGUAGCAUCAGCUACACUCACAGUCAUCGCUGAGGAGACAGAUGAGGUGCUUUGUGAUUGCCGGGUGAGAUUUCUCUCCUUUAUGGGUGUUGGAAAGGACGUCCACACGUUUGCCUUUGUUAUGGCAGAAGGUCCAGGAAACUUCAACUGCCACAUGUUCUGGUGUGAGCCCAAUGCAGCUAGCCUCUCCGAGGCAGUUCAAGCUGCCUGCAUGCUACGUUACCAGAAGUGUCUGGAUGCACGUCCCCCUGGAUCUGGCUCUCAUCUCCCAGCCCCUCCUGCUGGUUCAGUGGCACGCUGUAUGGGGUCUAGUGUUAAAAAGGGAGUCCAGAACCUUCUGGACAGUUUUAAACAAAAACGGGCAGAUGCACAGACACCCUAGUCGGACCGCUGAAGUGUAGGGUACCAUGCACUUAAAGUAAACUGGCAUAUUGCUGUGGUAUAAAACAACAGGACUGUGGGAGAACAAACUAUAUUGAACUCUAAACAGUACUGCUGGCUUGCCAGAAACCAAAUUACUAAUUGUAGCACUUAGAAAACAGAAGCUCAUCAAAGAAAAUAUCUGGACAAAAGAACCUUCAGAGCAUCAAUAACUAUGCUUUCUGAUAAGAAACAAAACUAUUAUCUUGUACCAAUGCUACAAGAGGCAAUUUGUAUGAAUUAUCAACUGUCAUUCCUAAAACAUGCAGACGAUUAGCUCCCAACUACAUAUUUAACAAAGCUGUCAGUUAAUAUUUAUAGUCAACCUCCAGUAGCUAAGCUUCCAAGACUAUAAGCUAUCCUCUGACUCUGACAUAGAUAACAAGCAAAACAUGCUGUUUUCAAGCUAAUAAAAAAGUUUGAUUCCCAUACAGUUCUUGAAGAUUUAAAUAUUUUACAGUUCAUCAACAUUGCAUAACACUGCAAUUUUAAAAAAAUAAUAUAUUUUACUCUUAUUGUUUAAAACAAAAAAUGAACUAAACUAAACGUAUAGUUUAAAAUGCAA